CUAGAUCUGAACAUUAGCAACAUACAGGAAGAUGGCUAUCAUUUGGCUCUUUUGCCUAUUUCUGGGUGUGGCCGUUGCCCAGUGGGACGCCUACACCAUGCACGAUAGGCAGGUCAUCGUGCACCUGUUCAAUUGGAAAUGGACAGAUAUCGCCAAGGAGUGCGAAAUCUGGUUAGGACCUCAUGGAUUUGCGGGAGUUCAGGUGUCCUCUCCUAACGAACACAUCAUCUUGAACCCGGUGCGCCCGUGGUACGAGCGGUACCAACCCAUCAGGUAUGGACUCACCUCACGGAGCGGUAACGAAGCCGAGUUUAAGGAUAUGGUGAGCCGGUGCUACAAGGUUGGCGUUCGCAUCUACGUGGAUGCCGUUAUUAACCACAUGGCGGCCAGCAAUCCCGAUGGAAACGGUGAUUAUGAUUUCAGGAGAGUGCCCUACUCGAGCUUGGAUUUCAACUGGCCGCAAGGUAGAUGCCCGACUGUGGGAGAAAUCAACUACCAAGACAAAGACUCUAUUCGCAACUGCGACGUUAAAGGCCUGAAGGACCUCUACCAGAAGAAAGACUACGUCCGGAACAAGAUUGCCGAGUACCUGAACAAUUUGAUCGACAUGGGCGUGGCCGGCUUCCGGGUGGAUGCUGCCAAACACAUGUGGCCGGGCGACCUCAAGGCAAUCUACAGCAAGCUGAAGAAUCUCAACACAAACUUCGGGUUUCUGAGCAACGCCCGGCCCUUCUUUGUCCAGGAGGUAAUCGACCGUUCAUCAUCAGAAGCUGUCUCGGCUUGGGACUACCUGGACAUCGGCAGGGUGACCGAAUUCCACUAUGGACAGAAACUUGCAGAAGGCUUUUGGCGGAAAAACCCGCUGAGCCAUUUCAAGAAUUUCGGGGAAUCGUGGGGCUUCCUUCCCGACUACAACUCCUUGCCGUCUGACCUUGUCUGA
This is a messenger RNA of Acanthaster planci (crown-of-thorns starfish), 940 nucleotides long. RefSeq names its product alpha-amylase 1-like. The record is from RefSeq and is a predicted model, not a curated record. Gene Ontology annotation, biological process: carbohydrate metabolic process. NCBI's taxonomy places the organism in Eukaryota, Metazoa, Echinodermata, Asteroidea, Valvatida, Acanthasteridae. Gene Ontology annotation, molecular function: cation binding; alpha-amylase activity.